Molecule: messenger RNA, 966 nt
Organism: Malassezia vespertilionis
Lineage: Eukaryota; Fungi; Basidiomycota; Malasseziomycetes; Malasseziales; Malasseziaceae
Product: inositol-phosphate phosphatase
Exons: 3
Coding region: 1-966 (321 amino acids)
Biological process (GO): inositol metabolic process; signal transduction
Molecular function (GO): inositol monophosphate 1-phosphatase activity
Source: RefSeq, a predicted model, not a curated record
AUGUCGUUGGAUCUGCAACAAGUGUUUGAUUUUGCGAUUCAGCUGUCCUUUCGCGCAGGAAAAGCGAUUACCGAAGGGUCCGAAACACGGUUCAAAAACGCCGCCGGCUUCGACGAGAAGAAGAACACGGCUGACUUGGUCACCGAGACGGAUCAAAACACAGAGAAGUUGGUGCGUGAUGCGAUUCAGGCCAAGUACCCCGACCAUGAAUUUAUUGGCGAGGAGAGCUGGGCUGCCGGCGAUGAGGGCGCACUGACUGAUGCGCCUACCUGGAUCAUUGAUCCCAUUGACGGCACGACCAACUUUGUGAAAGGCAUGCCCCAUGUGUGCAUCUCGAUUGGAUUUGUGUAUAAUAGCGUGCCUACGAUCGGUGUGAUUUAUGCACCGUUCAUGGGCCAGCUAUUCGCCGGACGCAAAGGCCACGGCGCGUUUAUGACAAGCUCGAUGCACCCCGAGCGCCAUGCCCUCCCGCUUGCCAAGCCGCUUCCGUUUGUCAGCUUGAAGCAGGCUUUGGUCGCAUUUGAGUGGGGCUCAGACCGCUCCAACACUGUGAUGGAGAAGAAAUCUCGCACGUUCAAGCGUUUGGCUGGCGAUUCUGCCAAUGGCGUAGACGGCGGCGAAAUGGUCCUUGGCGUGCGCUCUAUGGGCUCUGCAGCCCUCAACUUUGCACACGUCGCAUGCGGCUCGCUUGAUUCCUACUGGGAGAUUGGAUGCUGGGCGUGGGAUGUGUGUGCUGGAAUUGUGAUUGCAGGCGAGGCUGGAUGUGCCGUCGUUGGCUCCAAAGAGCAGGCGCGUGGUGCUGUGCAAAGCGGCGAAUGGCCGCCGGCUGUCACACCCGCCGUUCUGACGGGCCGCAAGUACCUUGUUGUGCGUGGCAUGGACAGCACGCCGAAGGAGCCGAGUGCAGAUGCGCAGAAGCGCUACAUCCGCACGUUUUACAAUGCAGUAGACGAGUGGGAUCCGUAG